ACAAUUGUAACAAUCAGACUCCAACCGAAUCGCAUAAUCCAAUGAGAGGGUCCGAGUGACCCAGGCCGAGGUCCGCCGCUUCUCCGAUGCUAUCGUCGACGCCCUCGUCUACGACAUCCCAGCAGCACUACCUCAUGUAUGACGAGGACAACACUACGGCGGACCACAAGAUAAACGAUGACCGCAUGAUACUCAGCGCUAGCGCGGCCACGGAAAAUUUAAUGGCCAGCAGCAGUGGAAGCGGUAGCAGCAGCGCUGGCGCUGGUAGCGUCGGUGCCGGUACUAAUACUGGAGGCAGUUUCGGUAUGGGUAUCGGUAUGAAUAGUGGAGCGACUGCUGGCCACGGUGGGAGACUUCCUGGUUAUUGGCAACAUGCAGCCACUUCCGCUGCUGGGUACUGGUCGACUUUAUUCGACUCCUGGACUAAUAAUUCCAUCGCGACUGGGUCACAGUCAUUGUCCCUCACGUGGGAUGAUAAUCGCAAUCAGUGAUUACUGGUUAUUAUUAUUAUUAUUUUACUAUACGAAUAUUUUUAUCAAUUUUUUUUAAUUGUUGCAUCUAUUUUUUAUUUUAUUGAAUUUGUUUUUUUUUUAACUGCAAUCAGAAUUUGAGAUUAUUUAGACCAAAGUUUUGUGCAAUAAUUGAAAUUAUCGAAUUAAUCUUAGAUGAUUUAUUGCAAUUGGUAAAAGUAAUUCGUGUAAUUGUAAUCAGUAAUUUAAUAAUAUUUUGUAGAUAUUUGUAUAGUAAAUAUUAAUUGUACGAACUCGUUAAUCUAAUCGAAUUAAAUUAAAAUAUAAAUUGUAUAACAUUUAAAUGAUGAUAAUGAUAAUGAUAACAUAAUUCAGCAAAUACCAAAAAAAUUAUAAUGAUUUAAACAAAUAAAAAAUGAAUGUUAAUUAAAUAAAAUAGUAGAUUGAGUAAAAGUAUAAUAUAAGUUUUUUUUUUUUUGGCAUUUAUCGAUGGAAUGAAUUCCAUCGACACAGUGCCGUGUACAGAGUAUGAGGAUCGUUAAUCAAUAAUAUUGUACGUUAUAUAAAUAUUGAAAUAGUUUGUAGAUGUAAACGAUAUUCGGUAUACUUAAAAAAAUAAAAAGCUAAAAUAAAUUAUAAAUAUAUAAAUAUAUAUAUAUUUUUUUUGUGAUACUUUAAAAUAAAUUUCACGUCUUGCUACUGAUAAAUAAGGAAGCGAGUGUAAGUUGAAGUGAGUAAUUUUAAAGUGUGAUGAAAAAAAUAAAAAAGUAAACAAAUAUUAUGAAAUUGUAACGCGAUCCAAUAAAUAGAAUUGUAUAGUGUCUAAGUAAAAAUUUAAGCGACCGCUAUUUUGUAUGAAUCCCCGGACGUACGAAUAUAUAAGUCGAAUGAAAUGAAAUAAAUUCACAUAUCCUGAAAUAAAUGUGUGGGAAUUAAAAUAAAUAAAUAAAUAAUUAUCAUUUAAAUGACAUUAUCAUCUUCCCUCAUUUGUGUGUACGUUUCUUGGUCGAAUGCUGAUUUUUAUUUAGUAUUCGAUUAUAGACACCGUUUGUAAUCUAGUCACAAUAAAAACCAAUUCUAUUCUA
Microplitis mediator is the source of this 1555-nucleotide messenger RNA. RefSeq lists its product as uncharacterized. NCBI's taxonomy places the organism in Eukaryota, Metazoa, Arthropoda, Insecta, Hymenoptera, Braconidae. The transcript has a single exon. Bases 87 to 491 code for a protein of 134 amino acids. The record is from RefSeq and is a predicted model, not a curated record.